AAAAAAACCUCGAUUGAGGAAUACUGGCACCUAGGAGGCGCCUGCGGACUCGCCGCGCGAGCCACCAUGCGCAUGCUGCAGUUCGUCUUCGCGGUAAUCGUGGCCGCGCUGUACGGGGUCGACCUGGCCCAUGCGACCAAGACCCGGGCUCCUGCCUCAUCGGAGUGGAUCUUCGCCGAGGUAGUCGCCGCGCUGUCGGCCCUGACUUGUAUCGUGCACUGCUUUGUGGUUGUGAAGCGCGUGGCCUGGUCCGCGUGGGAUGCGGUGCUGUUCGUGCUCUGGCUGGCGCAGACGGGGGUGUUUGGGACGCUCUACGUCCCACGCGAGGUAGAGCCGGCGGAUCGCGCAACGACUACCUCGUUGAUCCGCAUGCGCAUGGCGGUCUGGUUUGAUCUCUUGAAUAUGGGGCUGUGGCUGGUCUCGACGGUUAUGGGUGUCGCUUGGUGCGUUCGGGCGCGCAGGGUCACUCGCUCGACGGAGAAAUGUGAUUGUCGUGAAUCUUGCGUGGAGACAGGCAGCGAGCGGGAUGUGGAGGAAGGGAUCGUGCCGGAUAGCAAG
Aspergillus homomorphus CBS 101889 is the source of this 558-nucleotide messenger RNA. Its product is annotated as MARVEL domain-containing protein. The transcript has a single exon. Lineage: Eukaryota; Fungi; Ascomycota; Eurotiomycetes; Eurotiales; Aspergillaceae. The record is from RefSeq and is a predicted model, not a curated record. The annotation marks the transcript as partial.